Messenger RNA from Pseudomassariella vexata, 748 nucleotides. RefSeq lists its product as uncharacterized. Lineage: Eukaryota; Fungi; Ascomycota; Sordariomycetes; Amphisphaeriales; Pseudomassariaceae. The transcript has 2 exons. The record is from RefSeq and is a predicted model, not a curated record. Bases 111 to 527 code for a protein of 138 amino acids.
AUCCAGUUGCAAUGCGCACCACUUUGCACUGACGUAUUUGCGAAGGCAGAAUUGCUAUCCACUCAUUACGAUGCUGUUUGCAGAAAGAUACGUGGUAGAAACGGCUAAAGAUGAGCUUCGCCCUUGAACCCACGGCGCUUCCCUCCAACGUGCUUUCUAGCUUGAGCCGUUAUCAUCACAGACGUGCUGGACAGACGAUCAGCAGCAGCAAUGUGGGAUUGCCAGCGAUGAUGGCAACUAGGGAGAGGUUUGGAAGUUACGGGCGACAAUCGGAAGAAUCAUGCCUGGAGGCUGAGGCUAGCAAUGCCCAAUGGGGUAUUUACAGGCUGCGCAGGCUCGGCAAUUGGUACAUUGGGAGCUGGAGACUAUUUACUCGACUAUCGAGGACCAGUAUGCUUCUAGAGUUGGUUCAAAGCACAAUCAACCAAGUUCCAAAAAUCAACUACGCCGAACGUCGGAACCGACGCCGUUUCCCCACUCCAGAUUCCGGAGGGCGACUCAGCACAACCGCUGGUUCAUGUCAAUAAGCUACAUUUUUCGCGUCCAGUAUACGUGUCUGCGCCGUACGCAGCCCGAUUUUGUGUUGCAGAUUCGUGAUUUCUGGCAGCUAUAAUGCGGAACGUUUGUUUGAUCGGCUGUGGCGCUGUAGGCACCAUCGCAGCCUACGUGCUAGAGAAAUCAGGACAGGCCCGUGUUACGGCCAUCUUGCGAUCCAACUAUGAUGCUGUGGAGGAGAAGGGUUUUGAUA